GCAGAAUGUAACCAAUUCAUCACUUUAGUUAACAAAGUGAGGCAAAAAUGAACACCAUAGCAACUCUUUUCUACAUAAUUGCAGCAUUGGUCGUGCUUGUCCGUGCCAAACCAUCCUUAAAUCCAUUGGAACUGAAAGGUUUUGAAGUAUUAGUCUUUAAUUACACACCACUUGGGUGGAAUUACACUGACAUUGACGCGUCAAUCUUGGAGGCGAAUUUUAAUAGAAUUGAAGCAGUUCCAGGCGCGUACAACUCAUCAAGCAAGGACACCAUUUAUCUCCUACCUGAAUUUUCCUUCACUACAUCAAAAGUGAUCGACAAUAGGACCCUGGCACUCCUGCUUUCUCAGAAGGUGCCUGGCGUAAGUUCGGAAGUAGUCCCGUGUGUGGUUGCAAGUGAAGAUCCCGAUGACUUGAUGGUUUUGAGACUCUCCUGCAUGGCCAGGGAUAAAUACGUUUUUAUAGUGGCUAAUCUAUUGGAAAAAGUUGCGUGCCAAGAGGGUGAGGAGUGCCGGGAAGACGGAUUCAAAAUCUACAGCACCGCAAUCGUCUUUGAUAAAACCGGAUUUAUAGUUGAAAAGUACCGAAAGUUCCACCUGAUUGACGAGCCUGCCUUCGACAAACCACCUAAUCAAGAAGCUGCCACGUUCACCACAGGCAGCAAUAUCACGGUUGGUUUGUUCAUGGGACACGAUUUGCUUUUUUCUGAGCCAACAACAAGUUACAAGGCUAGGGGAAUAAAACACUUCAUGCAUGUGGGCGCGUGGAAAAACAAACUUCCGUUUGGCUUUUCAACUUCCGUACAACACGGUUGGCACAAUGACAAUGAUGAUUUUCUUGCGGUUUCUGCCUACGUCAGGCCUGAACUGGGUUAUACAGGAAAUGGUGCUUAUUUUCCUUCAGGAUCCACCUCAAUAAUAGUCGACGAUGGCCCAACUGCAUUUUCCAUUGCUUACUAUAGUGUGGAUGAAACCUUACUUGAAGCGAAAGAACAAUUUUCGAUGGAUAAAGCAUCUCGAGAAAUCAUCACUGAAGGAAUUGAAUUCAGUAAAUACUCGUCAGUGCCGAUUCCUGCCAGCAGCCUUGUUAGCAAUGAGGUCAGGGUGUGCCACGGAGUAGAAUUUUGCUGCUCGUUGACUUACAAGACAAUUCAAAGUGCUGAUGAAACGCAUUAUCAGCUCCUUGCAUUUGAGGGAAAUCGGACUGCCUUGGACGGAACAGCACUAUUUCCUGAACAGACCUGUGGCUUGGUCGCCUGUUCUGGGGAGGACAAAAUGACCUGCGGAGCUCCAAUGAGCGCUGCUAAUUACAUCUCAUUUACCCAAAUCUCACUCGUUGGCAGUUUUUCUUCAGACAAAGUUAUACCAAUUACGCUUUCUGCCGACAUUUGGUAUUAUCCCCUUCAAUACCUCGAUUACUCUGCAACUCCAAAUGGCAAUAGAUUUGACGUCAGUUAUACAUUAUUUGACGGAGCUGGAUUCCCAAAGAUUAAGACAUUCGCUCUUUCCUCAACUGAUUACACGGCCAAGAAUGGCUGCUUCAAAAGCUACUCCGCGUCUUUGGUGUUAAUUUUGAUGUCGAUUAUUAACUCACUAACACUGUUAUGAUUGGAAUAAUUCUCUAUUUAACAAAUAAAGUGUGAUAUUUUAUUCCCUUUA
This is a messenger RNA of Neocloeon triangulifer, 1658 nucleotides long. Its product is annotated as biotinidase-like. The record is from RefSeq and is a predicted model, not a curated record. The transcript has 8 exons. NCBI's taxonomy places the organism in Eukaryota, Metazoa, Arthropoda, Insecta, Ephemeroptera, Baetidae. Bases 48 to 1607 code for a protein of 519 amino acids.